UACUAAAAACGUAAACGUGAAGAUUUAAAUGUCUUUUUAAGUAUAAUUAAUUAUACAGUAAGUUGUAAUUGUUGGUCCAGUCAUCGGAAACUAUUACAAUGUCAUCAAAACACAAAUCCUUAACAGCAUCCGGCGACAAUGCCGCGGAUAAAUCCGAAGCAAAGAUGGGUGAUAAGAAACCCCAUGAUAGGGAGCAUAAGGAACUCAAAGACAAAGAUAAUAAAGACAGAUCGAAAGCCAAGCAUAGCAUGAAAGAUGAACCGGAACCUGAACCUGAAGAAGUACCGGUUGCGAAGACACCCUCGCAAAUAGCUAGAGAGGAAGCGGAAGUGCGAGCUCUUUUACGUCGACAGCGGUUCAAGCGUCGAUGGCCUGAAGUCACGAAGGUGAAGAUCAAAACUCAUCCUUGGCAGCCUCCACCGCCGCCGCAGAAACCACCACCCGUUGUUAUCGAAAGACCGGAACUGAUCACUCGUAAGUGGGUUCCGCCGUACGCACGGAAGCGAAGACCGAGAGCCAAGCUCCCGAGGAUCCCUGCUGAGGAGAUCACCAAGCCGCUGUCCGAAGCGUCCAAGCUCAAAAAGAUCUGGCACUCGUUCAGCCAAGUCGAUAAGAACAAGAUGAUACUUCAAGGUCACGUGGGGUGCAACUCGAAGAAGUAUUCCGCUACACACUGCGGUGCCCAAACCGGCUGCAUAGCCGUGGCCUGUCGAGCCAUGCUGGAUGAGAAGACCCCAGCUGACCUGGUGAAGUUCGACGUGGAUGACGUCAUCGACGCCGGCGACAGAUAUUACAAGCAGUGCAUGAUCUGUCUGAAGUGCUAUAAAGGCAACCCACAGCUGCAGCUGAACCAACUGCUAACUUCCUUCUUCUUCCACGACACCAAGUACACGGUGAAGAUGUUGGAGACUGACAAGGGUCUGCUGGCGAAGCACCCUGACAACAUCCAGGAGGAGCCUGAUCUUAUGUCGUUGAUGGAGAAACGCAUAGGCACCCAAUACAUGAUGAUCCUGUCCAUCGCCGGCACUCGUCACUUCCUGAUCUGGGGCCACCCCCCCUCGGCAGAGUCCGCUAGCCAAGCCAAGACCAUCUGCUACAUCUUCGAUCCUCACAUGCUGAACGAUCAGGGGCAGGUCGAUAAGUUGUCUGGAGCAGGCGCCUUCUUGCGUUACGCGGGCAUCACAUCUUUCGUGGUGGACUUUCUGUCCAACUAUGGAGACCUGGAUGCAGCUAAGAAGGGCACCCCGAAGCCACCCAUCACUCUGACAAACAUCGAGGUGGUCCAAAAGGAGCCCCUGAUCCGAGAACCGGAUUACGACUUGGAUUUGAAAGCUCUCAAGGUCCACUGUCGCAGCGAAUGGGACAGCCUCAAUGUGAACGCCCUCAUCGAGAAGAAGAGAAAGAGAGGAAUGUAUCCUCUGGGUUCACUCAGUGCAGUGAGUCUAGCGACGUCCAGAGGCACAAUGCGGAGAAAAGUCCGAGAUUUCUACCAAAAGUCGCCCAAAGAACCUCCACCAGUGCUACCGGUGCAACCUGACAAGGCGCCGCUGAACCCCACCAACGAACAGAUCAUGACUCUCAGGGGAGAAGACUUCUUCCUCUACUGCCCAAGACUUGAUGGACACACUUACGGAAGGGACGACAUGAUCCCGCUACCCAAAUCGGAGACAGUACUCCACAGCCCGGUGGAGAUAGCUGACCAGAACUACCACUCCCAAUACCAGCAGCUUGAUGUCGAGAAGUGGAUCCUCAGGGGCACCAGGCAUAUGGCCAGUUAUAGAUACCAGAUCUUCAAGACGUACACGGGUAUCCCCUGCUGUGUGGCCGCUCUCGGUAUGCUGAGGAGGUUCAGGGCUCGCGCCUGGAACGAAGACACCUUCGACGAGACCCUCGAUGUGGGGUACAAUCUCUAUCGGGAAUCUCUGGUCGAUCGGGGAGGACCUAUCCGUCGGUUGGUACUCGGAGAGCUGAAGGACACUUUCAGGAUAAGAGACAGGGAAUACAAGCAUAAGGAGCGCGGUAUCGCCGUAUGGGGUAAGCUGAUCUCAAGUAACCCCAAGGUUUUCGAUCUCUGCCGAGGAAUCGAGACCUUCUUCAAGGAAUCUGACUCUGGGAUACUUCAGAUUCCCGGAGAAUACGAGGUCGCUAUUUGGAACGAAGGCGGCAGGUACUACGUGUACCACCCCUGGCCAGCAGAUAGAUACGGAACUAGGGUGGGUCUUCAAGACGGCGGCAAGGGCUGUGUGAUGUACUUCACUCGGGUCUCUCGCCUCUGUGAGUACUUCAUGGACAACGUCGCCGAUAUGAAGCGGAAACCGUUCAGCAUCAGCGACGUGACCGUCACGGAACAGGCCGCUGAGAUGCCCGAGCCUGUUAAUAAGAUGAAGCCCGUUGCCCCCGGCCGCUGGGUGGUCCGCGGCAGCUUCCACGAGGCGGACUCGCGCUUCCCGGAGGAGCACCGCGGGCGCCAGGCCACGCCCGUCGCCAUCACCGCGCUCGCCAUGACGCAGGUGGUCGACCCCAACGAUUGGACCAGCGAUGAUAUCGACGAGACGCUGGUCCGAGGCGACAUCCUGUACCAGAACACGAUGGAACACCUCGAGAAGAUGGGCAUCAGCCUCGACGCCCACACGCCCAAGAUCCUGGAGGAGGGCGAUCAGGAGGAGGAGGAUGAGCCCUCAGCAGGAACCCUGGCUGCUGCUGAUGUGCUCAACAGGUUUAAAGUGUCCGAAUAUGAUUGCAUCGAAACUGACGUUAUGGAUAGCACAUAUACUGGCACAUUGAAUCCGGACACUAGCGGCGGCGCUCCGACCCUCAAGGAAGUCCUCCGCCAGUUCUUCAAGGAGCACACGCAUGGAGUCUUCACGGCGCGGGGAGGAUCCACAGCCAUAUGGAAACAUGACAACCACUUCUACAUGUUCGACCCCCAUGGUUGUGAUGAGAAUGGUCUGCCAUCGGACGAGCCCCGCUCGGCAGCCUGCCUCGUGAGGGUCAAGGGCAAGGUCGAGGAGCUCGCGAACGUGCUGCUGUCGAACCUGUCGGCCGGCAGUGAUGACAGCUUCAACCUCUCGCCCGUCGCCAUCACCGCUACCAAGCUGAACGCUGAGAUUGGUGCGCCCGAGACGAAGCUCGAGAGCAAAGCCUUCGAAUGGAUAAACAAGGGCACGGCCGCCAUCAUGAUGGGUCCGCGCGGAGAGAAUGCCGCCAUCGGCAAGGCCGCUGAUAAAGCUGGCAUUAAAAAUCGUCGCGCACCCGAUGAACAAAAGGAAGGCCAAACUAAGCCCAAAUAUCGUGGGCCAAUGAACGCCACCGCGAACUUCAUGUCACUCGCACAAGUCCAACGUUCAGUCAACCAAAGUUCGGAGGCUGAUGAUAUGGCGGGACGAGUCAUAGGACUGCCGGCUGCAGCUGCGUUCGCGGCCGCUACCGAGGCCGUUCCACCCCCUCACAUGCAUCAAGAUCAUAUGUUUAACUUCCUAGAGGCUGGUGCUGAAUAUUACCUCAACCACUUGAAGAAAACUGGUCGCAAGGACAUCACUCCUGAAGAUCUGACUGAGAAGUUUGAAAUGGGUGUGAAUACGUUCUCCAUAGAACUGGGAGAAGCCAUCAAGUUACCCCUUAGACUGCCAGAUGAACCUGCCGGGGAAGGCGAAGAAGGAGGCGGAGGUAAAGAAGGGUUAGGAGAAAUGGAAGAAGAAGAAAAAGAAGAAUUGAAACAAAUGAAGGACCUCCUGUUCAAAAUGUGGUACGAUCAGACCAAGCCCACAACCAUCUCGCUGCUGCUCGGUGACUACCAUCAGCUCGGCGUGUGGAUGCAGGCGGGAGGCAAGGUCGUGGCCUUUGACCCCGCACCGACCUUGGCCAAAGGUCUGCUGACCUCGCAGAGGAUCAAGAAAGGUGACGAGCUUCGCCUCCAGCGUCUGAAGGACGAGAUGACUGGUGAGGGAGCUGGUGAGCCUGGCGAGGAGGACGACGAGGAGGCCGGCGGAGAGGGUGAAGAGAAACCCGAACCGGAGCCAGAGAACGUGCCCCCGGAGUCGUGUCCCGUGCUCAUCGUGGCCGCCAGCCCCGGGGAGUUCAUCGAUAAACUCACCCGUCAAGGCGGCUUGGACCCCAAGCAAGCGAUCGCCCCCUACAAGCUGUACCCCGUCAAGGUCAUUAACGAGCUGACCUCUGUCCUCAAGGACAAGAAGGGGGGAACCGCCAAGGAGAGGGCCGAGGGUGAUGAGACUGAGGUCCCGCUUGGAGUUGGUGUGGAAGAGGAGCUGGUCCCAGCUCUGGACGACGCGGCCGUGGGCAAGUACUUCACGCGCGUCAACCGCACCACAGCCUCCGUCAGGGCGAGGCUCGCGCAGAACGAGAACUACUUCCUCGAUCAGCCGAAUAGAGAUAACCAGGACGCAGCUAACGCGGUGAUGGGUAUAGUAGUCGAACACAUAGAGCCCUAUACGUUCUGGAAGCCGGAGCUGUUGGACGCGAUACUGAAGUACGGGGACCGACUGUACACGAUGUCCAUCGGCAACGCGUCGGCCCCGCCGCUGCUGAAGCCGGUGGAAAUGGUGCCAGAGUUUCAUGUCACUAACUUUAAUAUUAAGUUGGAGAUCGACGGUGACGUGCAAGGCGGUGACAUCAAAGCAUCAGAGUCCAGUAGCGUCAACAGUCUCAAGAAAGCUAUUAAUGCUUUCUUUAAUAACAACAAAUACGGCGUCCUCUGCGCCAAGGGCUACUGCGUGGGCAUCUGGAAGGGCGCCGACGACAAGUCCUUCGUGAUGUUCGAGCCGCACGCGGUGGGCCCCGCCGGCAGGACCUCCCCCGUGGGGGCCGCCGCCGCUGUGCUGUUCUCCACUGUGGACGACCUCGCCAACUGCUUCCGGUCGAACGUCGAGGGCUUGAUGCGGCCCGGGAAUAACCGGUUCUCAAUAUCAGCCGUGAAGGUGUUCUGGGAGUUCUCGAAGACGCAGGGUCCGGUCAGUCCUCAGGGCGCGGUGCCGGACGAGGGCUACGAGUGGAAGGUGCUCACCGCCUUCGUGGAGACUGCGCGCGGGAGGACCAUCCUCAGGGGGACCAGGCCGCCUGACCUGCUCAAGUUCACUCGCGACGCUCUCUUACAAUCGGCCUGCGCGGCCAUAGUGUCCGCUGCGAUGUCCCACGUCCGCCGGCCACACUUGUGGACUCGUAAGACUGUAGACGAAGUCAUGGCCGUGGCCUGCCAGCUGUUCGCCGCCUCGCUGGGGUCACUGGGAUACGAGUUCCGACCCGGGGAAGACGUGUUGUUGCCGUUGCAGGUGUUGAAACGUUUCGUCCUGGGUGUCAACUACGUGCGCUACGAGCUGCAGGAGGUGUUCACCGGCAAGCUCGAGCAGAAGGAACCCUCAGAGAUGACUGUCAGAUGCGCCUUGGAGCGAUUCUUCGAGUCGCAUACCCACGGUGUACUCUGGUCUGUCCCUCACGCGGUGGGAGUGUGGCGCGUGGCGGGCGCUCCGCCCUACUACAUGAUGGAGCCCCACGCCUGCGGGCCCACGGGACUCAGGGUCGAUGCUCAGGACGAUGGCGCUGCCUGUGUCCUCACCUUCACGUCACCCAAGUUGAUGGCAUAUGCGUACCUCCAGAACAUCCCGAUCUCCGAGCGACCGAAGCACGACUUCCAGUUGUACGCGAUGUCUAUAACGGUGCAGCCGAUCAAGCGCCUCGGCGGGGUGCAGCCGCCCCUCGUCAGGGCGCCGCCCAAUGUCAGGCUCAUACCGGCGACCAGUAAGGUGAACGUGGACGGCAGCAAGCGCCGCGCUAGUGAAAAAGACCGCAAGCAUCCACCCGGCAGUGCCACCUGCCUGGACGCGCAGCGAGCCGCCGAGAAGGCUGACAAGGAGCAGACCAAGCUCAAAGGUCAGCGCAACACGAGCGGCUGGCUGGUCCUCAACGAUGGCACUCAGUUCAUGUCGGCGCAGCACUCCAUCGCGUGUCGCAAGUUCCCCUACGCUUCCAGAGGCCAUCAGGCUCUAGCCUGUUCAGUGAUGGCGGUGGCGAUGUCCCGAGUGGACGACGUCUGCCGCUGGUGCUCCUCGACCCUCGACCAGAUCCUGGAGAGCGGAGACCAGCUCUACCAGGACAGCUACCUGCACUUCCACCCGCCCUCCAAGAUACUUGUCAUGGAACAGAUUCUCCGCAAGUUCUACACUCCUGGUAACUGCGUCUGUCGCGUCGUCGUCUACAAAUCCAGGCAUAACGGCAAGCUGGACUUUGAUCUAGUUGAACAAAUCGGCGAAUUCUUCCGUGAGGAAAAAGCUGGCGUAUUCGUCGCUGGCAAUGGAGAGUUUGCCGUCGCUCUGUUCAGGACUCCCAGAGGCUACUACAUGUUCGACCCGGCGGACCGCGACCGCUACGGGCGCGCCGUGGCCCCGCCAUGCAUCGGACACGCGCGCGCUUGCUUCUCACAGUAUCCCAACGUGCAACGCCUGGCUGAGAAGCUCGGACCCAACAUACCACCGGUGAUGCAAACUGAAGGAGACAUAGACAUCAACCAUGAGGAAAGAAUCGAAAGAAGAUUGAGCAAAGGCGUUUUGAAACCAAACGAGAGUGUGGAACGCAUCAAAUUCCAAGAACCGAAUAGUUUCUGGAUAUACGGCAUGGACGUCACCAGUUUGCGAAGACUGAACCAGCAUGAACGAUAACAUUGUUUGGGAGACGUCACAUCAGGGAAAACUACACUAAUACGUCAAAUUGGACUUAAAUGACGUCAUUUUCGCGUCAUAGUCCAAUUAGCCCUGACUAUAAAUUGUAUUGUGUUUUAUAAACGUCUCUGAACUAGCUCUCGUACUACGCAUGAUACGCAAACUGGGGGACUGUCCAUACGCCGUUCUGAAGCAAGCCGUCCGAAUGAAACGCCAAUUUGAAACAAGCCGUCGCUGAAUACGCCGAAUGGAGUCAAGGCAACUAAUACGCCGAUUUGAAUUUUCGUAUUGAACGAUACGUCGUUAUGAACGUUCGAAUAAUACGCCGAUUUGAAUUGUUUGAGAAUACGCGAUCUUGUGAAUUUUAUUGCUUUGCUGAUUGUUGUAAUAAUUGUUAUUUUUUUGAGUUGUUGCUAAGUUGGAGUGUUUCCUCUAGUUUGUAAGAGAUAGCGUGUGUUAGUAUAUGAGUGUGAGAGAGACAACAAAUGAAAUUGUAAGUGUCUCAGUUCUGGUUCCACCACAAUGUUGGGACAUUUUGUAACGCACAUUUUUUUAUUAAAUGAUUAUUUUAAAUCAA
This is a messenger RNA of Trichoplusia ni (cabbage looper), 7245 nucleotides long. RefSeq lists its product as uncharacterized. Lineage: Eukaryota; Metazoa; Arthropoda; Insecta; Lepidoptera; Noctuidae. The record is from RefSeq and is a predicted model, not a curated record. The coding region runs from base 99 to 6668 and encodes 2189 amino acids. The transcript has 51 exons.